AUGAGGCUUGGUGGAGGAUCCAAAUCUAGAGCAAUUCACCGAGACUGGUUCUUAGCGCUUCACGGCGAAGUGGUAUCUCCUAAAAGUCAUCUAUUCGCUAUCAAAUUUCAUUGUAGUUGUAGCCUCGUUUUAGCCUUGCAAGGGGCAUGCAUUAUGAGAGAAAUCAUAUAUUAUGGACCAAGGUUAAUUAGGCAACUCAUCGAUAUUAGGGGUCCUAAUACCUCUUCCCCAAUCACCCAAACCAUCCAGAAUGUGCUUCGGAUGCGUCCCAGCCUAAUUGAACCUGACCUAUUAGUUGCUGAAGCUCAGAGUAGAAAACUCACCUUCCAAAUAUGUUUGAGGCGCCUAGGGGGCGGAGGAGUGAAUGGCUACCGAUAUAGGGCUGUUUGGAAGCUCUACUGUGAACUAGUAGUUAGUACCUCGCCACUGAUGGCUCCUUGUACACCCGUGCGCUAUUCAGGAGACUUUCUAUUGCUCGCCAGUCGGUUCAGUGGGGUCCCAAAGACCUCAUCCUCAUCCUCAGAGCUCGGCCCCAUGAGGGAAGUGAGGUGGCUAUUGCGUUUAUAUUCAGACCUAGCUAGAGCGGUGACGGCAUAG
Molecule: messenger RNA, 597 nt
Organism: Lindgomyces ingoldianus
Lineage: Eukaryota; Fungi; Ascomycota; Dothideomycetes; Pleosporales; Lindgomycetaceae
Exons: 7
Coding region: 1-597 (198 amino acids)
Source: RefSeq, a predicted model, not a curated record